Andrographis paniculata is the source of this 1271-nucleotide messenger RNA. RefSeq names its product diacylglycerol O-acyltransferase 2. Gene Ontology annotation, biological process: triglyceride biosynthetic process. Gene Ontology annotation, cellular component: endoplasmic reticulum membrane. The record is from RefSeq and is a predicted model, not a curated record. Lineage: Eukaryota; Viridiplantae; Streptophyta; Magnoliopsida; Lamiales; Acanthaceae. Gene Ontology annotation, molecular function: diacylglycerol O-acyltransferase activity. The transcript has 9 exons. The coding region runs from base 132 to 1139 and encodes 335 amino acids.
CGUGUCAAUGUCCACGAUGUGGAUGUGUGACGGUACUCUCUAGAAGCAUCGCAGUUUCUCAAUUCCUCUCCUCUCCUCUGCCUGCUGAUUCGCGCAUUUUCCUUACUCUCUACCGAUUUCUCUGCUGCUCCAUGGCGUCGGAGACCAAUGGGGAUUCCGCGCAGAGGAGACCGCGGCAGAACGAAGCCGCUAGGCUGCCGACGCCGGCGGAAUUCAGGGGCACUCGAGGAUCUCAUAUCCAUACCUUUUUCGCGAUGUCCUUGUGGCUUGGUUCGGUCCAUCUAAUUGCUUCCAUCGUCCUUGCUUCCUUCGUUUUCUUAUCUUUCUACAAAGCAGCCGGAGUUUUCGUGUUGCUUCUGAUAUUAAUGGUGAUUCCGAUUGAUGAGCGGAGCAAAUGGGGUCGGAAGUUAGCUAGGUAUAUAUGUAAGCACGUGGUUGGUUAUUUCCCAGUGACAUUGUAUGUGGAGGACAUCAAAGCCUUUGAUCCUAAUGAGGCCUAUGUAUUUGGUUAUGAGCCACACUCAGUUUGGCCCCUUGGAGUUGUUGCUCUUGCUGAUCUUACCGGUUUCAUGCCCCUCCCAAAAAUCAAAGUUCUUGCAAGCACUGCUGUGUUCUACACUCCUUUCAUGAGACAUUUAUGGACGUGGUUGGGACUUUCACCCGCCUCAAGGAAAAAUUUUACUUCUCUUCUUGAAUCUGGUUAUAGCUGCAUUGUAGUUCCAGGUGGAGUUCAGGAGGCCAUCUACAUGGAGCAUGACUCUGAGGUUGCCUUUCUGCAAAAGAGGAGAGGAUUUGUGCGUAUUGCCAUGGAAACAGGCAAGCCUCUGGUUCCUGUGUUCUGCUAUGGUCAGUCUCAUGUGUACAAGUGGUGGAAGCCUAGCUGGAAACUCUACAGGGAUUUCUCUAGAGCUAUAAAGUUUGCACCAAUCAUUUUUGGGGGUGUACUAGGUUCACCAAUACCGUUCAACCGUCCAAUGCAUGUGGUGGUCGGUCAACCAAUUAUGGUUAAAAAAAAUUCGCAACCUACUGCAGAAGAGGUUGCUGAAGUCCAUGCCCGGUUUGUGGAAGAGCUUCAAAAUUUGUUUGAAAGACACAAAGAGAAAGCUGGAUACACUGACAUUGCACUGAGAAUUCUGUAGCACAUUGUUAACUAACUGCCAAUGAUCUGUAGUUUGUUGUAAAUUUUACCUGUUUUUGGGUGUACUACGAUUCUGGACCAUAUUUGUUUACACAAUAAUUUCGGAGAGACUUUGGUAUUAUUCAAAUUUUUU